AUGGAAGAAAGUGAUGAACCUGAUCAGCAUAUCUCAGCAAAGAGGCAAGAAAUUCGAAAGAGAAGAAGAACCAGCCAACCAAUGGUAGACAAAUCCCAACAGACUGAAGUGACAGACAAAAAGAAACAUUUGCCCAUACCACAGUCAUCUGGCCCCAAAGCUACCCUUAGUAUUGGUAAUAUUCCUGGAAGCAAAGUCAACCAUGAAUCUUUUAGAAUAUCUGCUCAGCUUCAGCAAACUUGGACAAAGAGAAAGCUUGUACAAGAUAGGAAAGAUAAAUCUCUGCAGACAGACACUACUGCAGAAGAGAAACAAAAAGUAAUCAAGUCAGUUGGUGCAGCAGUGGCCCCUGAAGAAAAGCCAGCUGCUGUUAGGGCGGCAGCCCCUGAAUUUCCAGAGAGUGUCCAGGAAGUAGAAAUUCCACCAAGCCACUCAAUUCAACUCAAGAUAGACAGAUCUCAGCAGACCAGUUGUACUGGAGACUGGACAAUGAUUAUCAUUCCUCAAAUAGAAAAGGUGGACAAGGAACAGCAGACUUACUUUAGUGAAUCAGAAAUAGUGGCUUUUGGAAGGUCAAAGUCAAAGGAGGGUGUGCAGAAACAUAAAUCCUCUGGGAAAAUUUUCAUUAAUGAGCAUCCUGAAUUUCAACCCCCAACAAGCAGCAAGGAAGACAUGAGGCAGAAAAGUAUCAGCCGAUCUUCAUUUAGUCAGCAAAUGAAAAAAGGUACUCCAGUACUUUUAAAUGAGCAAGACAUUCCAGCUGAAGUACAGCCUCCCAGGGUAGAAGAGGCCCCUGAUGAACUUCAGUCUCCACUAGCUGAGGAAGCUUCUGCAGAAGAGGCCCCUGCUAAAGUAGAGUCUAUCCCUGCUGAAGAGUCUCCUUCAGAAAAGCCUUGUGCUGAAGUUCAGUUUCCACCAGCUGAGGAGGCCUCAACUGAAGUUCAAUAUUUACCAACUGAGGAGGCCUCUGCAGAAGUUCAAUAUCUACCAGUUGACGAGGCCCCUGAAGAGGAGGCCCCAGCUGAAGUUCAAUCUCUACCAGCUGAGGAGGCCUCAACUGAAGUUCAAUAUUUACCAACUGAGGAGGCCUCUGCAGAAGUUCAAUAUCUACCAGUUGAUGAGGCCCCUGAAGAAGAGGCCCCAACUGAAGUUCAAUCUCUACCAGCUGAGGAGGCCUCUGCAGAACCUCCACCAUCUGAAGAAGCCUGUAUUACACAAAUCUCGAUACAAGACAACCCUGAGGAACUUCAGCCCCCACCAUCUAAACAAACACAGUCUCUGGUAGAGGAUGUAUCUGCUGAAUAUCAAUUUUCCUAGACGACAGACAUCCCCGUGGUAAAAUUAAAAUCGACUUCAGAAAGCGAGCUAACAUAUGAAGAGCCUUUAGAGCUGGAUCCUGUUUCUGAAGAUUUGUCUAAUAUCAAGGAAGAACAGGUUUCUACGAUUGAAAUAGAGGGUGCCAUCCAUGUAGAACUAAAAUAAGGACCUCUUCCACAGCUGUAG
Messenger RNA from Hipposideros armiger (great roundleaf bat), 1503 nucleotides. It is a transcript of the gene FSCB, whose product is annotated as fibrous sheath CABYR binding protein. Gene Ontology annotation, cellular component: sperm fibrous sheath; sperm principal piece. Gene Ontology annotation, molecular function: calcium ion binding. NCBI's taxonomy places the organism in Eukaryota, Metazoa, Chordata, Mammalia, Chiroptera, Hipposideridae. The record is from RefSeq and is a predicted model, not a curated record. Gene Ontology annotation, biological process: negative regulation of protein sumoylation.